This is a messenger RNA of Lolium rigidum, 1735 nucleotides long. RefSeq names its product probable arabinosyltransferase ARAD1. The transcript has 2 exons. NCBI's taxonomy places the organism in Eukaryota, Viridiplantae, Streptophyta, Magnoliopsida, Poales, Poaceae. The record is from RefSeq and is a predicted model, not a curated record. Gene Ontology annotation, molecular function: glycosyltransferase activity. The coding region runs from base 1 to 1443 and encodes 480 amino acids.
AUGGCGCCGCCCCGCGCCAGCGCGCUCCUCCUCCCGCUGGCCGCGGCCACCGUGCUCGUCGCCUCAACCAUCUUCCUCUUCGCCGCCGCCGGCACCAGCCGCUGGCGCCCCGCCGACACCGGCCUCCCCGUACCGGCAACACACGCCGACUUCUCCGCCGUACCCGUGACUCUAAGGGCGACCUCCGCCACCAAAGGCCAAGAGCUCUCCUUCCUUGACGAGAACGGCCGCCCCGACGAUCCCAGCUCCAGCUCCAGCUCGGCCUCUGGAGCUGGAACUGGGAGAUGCGACCCCCGCGACGCCGCAGUCAGGGUGUUCAUGUACGACAUGCCGCCCGAGUUCCACUUCGGGCUGCUGGGCUGGACGCCGGCGCCGUCCGGGGACGCCGGCGCCGUCUGGCCCGACGUCAGGGCCGGCGCCGCCCCGCGCUACCCGGGCGGGCUCAACCAGCAGCACAGCGUCGAGUACUGGCUCACGCUCGACCUCCUGGCGCCCUCCACGUGCGGCGCCGCCGUCAGGGUCGCCGACCACCGCGACGCCGACGUGGUCUUCGUGCCCUUCUUCGCGUCCCUCAGCUACAACCGCCACUCCAGGGCCGUGCCGCCCGAGAAGGUCAGCAGGGACAAGUCCCUGCAGGAGAAGCUCGUCAGGUAUCUGGUGGCGCGGCCGGAGUGGAAGAGGUCGGGGGGUGCCGACCAUGUCGUCGUCGCGCACCACCCCAACAGCUUGCUCCACGCCCGCUUGGCGCUCUUCCCGGCAAUGUUCGUGCUCUCUGACUUCGGCAGGUACCACCCUAGGGUUGCCAGCUUGGAGAAGGAUCUCAUUGCGCCCUACAGACAUAUGGCCAAGACGUUUGUGAACGACACUGCCGGGUUUGAUGACCGGCCGACUCUGUUAUACUUCCGGGGAGCCAUUUACAGGAAGGAGGGAGGAAACAUUCGGCAGGAACUGUAUAAUAUGCUCAAAGACGAGAAGGAUGUACUCUUUUCCUUUGGAAGUGUCCAGGACCAUGGGGUCAGCAAAGCUAGCCAGGGAAUGCACUCAUCCAAGUUUUGCCUAAAUAUUGCUGGCGACACCCCUUCCUCCAAUCGUCUAUUUGACGCCAUAGUAAGCCACUGUGUCCCUGUUAUCAUAAGUGAUGACAUUGAGCUCCCUUACGAGGAUAUCCUAGAUUAUUCCAAGUUCUCCAUCUUUGUUCGUUCGUCUGACGCCGUCAAAAAGGGUUACUUGAUGAAACUGAUUAACGGCGUAGACAAGCGGCGAUGGACAAGGAUGUGGAAGAGGCUCAAAGAAGUGGAUAAACAUUUUGAGUACCAGUUCCCAUCUCAGAAGGAUGAUGCGGUCCAGAUGAUCUGGCAAGCAUUGGCUAGGAAGGUCCCUUCGAUCCGGCUGAAGGCACAUAGGUUUAGAAGAUCUUCAAGAUCUGAAAGAGGAAGCAAAUAAACAGAAAGGAGGUGUAUGUAUCUUAUUUUUAGGCUAACACAGCAUUUCACUGAUACCGACAGAUCAGUUGCAUAUGUCAUUGAGCUUAUGAACAAAAUCAGGCAUACUGCUAUAAAAAGGAAGAUUGUAAUCUAGAAGAUUCAAGUUGAGUGUUACUUUUACUCUGGAACAUGGACCGAUAGGUCAGGAUUCAUCGGUCCAGCUGAUUGUAUGCUACCAAGGCAAAUGUUUUAUUGCUUCUGUAACAUGUAUUUUGAAGUAAACUAUAAAAAAGAGUGUUGUUAACUUGUUA